AUGUCUUCCGGGUCCAAUGGUGCCAGGCGCAUAGCGUCACUUCUGCGGCCUUCCGCCUCCGACUCUAGAGUGUGCAGAAGCUGUCAAGAGACCAUCGUCCGCCGACAAUAUGCCUCAGCCGCGACGACGCAGGGCACCCCCGAGACCACGACCGCGCCGCCCACCUCGGCCUUCCCCGUCGUGAAGCCCACCCACACCAUCAAAGCCGGCGUACUGCUGUCCCGGCAGCCCCAGAUCACCCGCGACCUGACCGAUUUCGAGAAGGCGUACUUCUUCUACCAGCGCCGCCUGAACGAGCGGCUGACGCUCCCCUUCACCAAGUACUUCUACUUCAAGCGCGGCACGCCCGCCGACGAGGACUGGAAGCGCAAGAUCCGCGAGCGCCAGACCGCCGCCCGCGACAUCGGCAAGUACAACGCCUACUCGAAGGAUGCGUGGAACGACGAGCUGCUCGUGGGCGCGGUCGAGUCCGACCCGGCCCACCAGGUCGAGAUGCUUGUCCAGGACGCCGAGGCCACCGCCAAUGCCACCUCCCAGGACACCAGCAAGAAGGAGGAGAUCCCCCGGCCGUUCCCCCGGUGGACGGAGGCGGACGAGAAGGGCGACCACAAGAGUCUGAACCGGGCCCUGCAGCGGACGCUGUAUCUUCUCGUGCAGUCGAAGGAGGGAUACUGGAAGUUGCCCAGUUCCGCGGUGGAGCCGGAGGAGACUAUGAAGCAGGCUGCCCAACGUACCCUCGCCCAGGCGGCGGGUGUCAACAUGAACACCUGGUUCGUGGGCUACCACCCCGUCGGCCACUACGUCUACAACCUCCGCAAACCCUCCUCGGAGCUCCGCGGCGAGAAGACCUUCUUCAUGAAGGCGCGCAUCUUCACCGGCCAGGCCGACUUGACUGGCAAUGCUGAUAACCUGACCGAUUUCAAGUGGUUGGCCAAGGAUGAGAUCGCCAAGUACGUCCGGCCACAGUACUAUGCUAGCAUCAAGAACAUGCUGGCCGAGCGGUAA
Messenger RNA from Aspergillus aculeatus ATCC 16872, 1005 nucleotides. Its product is annotated as mitochondrial 54S ribosomal protein mL46. Lineage: Eukaryota; Fungi; Ascomycota; Eurotiomycetes; Eurotiales; Aspergillaceae. The record is from RefSeq and is a predicted model, not a curated record. Gene Ontology annotation, molecular function: structural constituent of ribosome. Gene Ontology annotation, cellular component: mitochondrial large ribosomal subunit. The transcript has 3 exons. Bases 1 to 1005 code for a protein of 334 amino acids.